Molecule: messenger RNA, 801 nt
Organism: Mesorhabditis belari
Lineage: Eukaryota; Metazoa; Nematoda; Chromadorea; Rhabditida; Rhabditidae
Source: the annotation of a GenBank genome assembly
AUGGAUGUGUCGGCAUGGCAACCCAUUCCACCUCAAGAAAGAGAGGUCCCAACUUACACAAUAGCUUUACGAGAAUCAAAAGUGGAGGGUCCUCCAGCUCCCCCGUCUUCCGGAUUUUCGGUAUUCACCGGUCCGAGCGCCGGUCUUACUACUCUCACUACGAUGUAUCCCGGAUCAUCAGGACUAGGUACUUCAUAUCCUGUUGGUGGUUGUUGGCUUGACCCAAAGAGUGAUGGAGUACAAGCGACAUGUCUUCAAACACAAUAUGACUUGGAGGGAUUACAAUACACUUCUCUUCUCACAAGACUUCCACCACAAGCGCUCGGCAGUGGACAGAUACAAUUGUGGCAAUUUUUGUUGGAGCUUCUCGCUGAACCACAUUGCAAUGGUCACUGUAUAUCUUGGGAGGGUGGAAAUGGCGAAUUCAAACUGAUCGAUCCGGAUGAAGUGGCUCGAAAAUGGGGAGAAAGAAAAAGUAAGCCAAACAUGAACUACGACAAAUUGAGUCGAGCGCUGAGAUACUAUUAUGACAAGAAUAUUAUGACAAAGGUGCAUGGUAAACGUUAUGCUUACAAAUUCGAUUUCAACGGAUUGGCACAAGCUUGUCAGAACACGGUAAUCUCGGGUGGAGGAGAUCUAUCAUCGUUUACUCCAUAUCCUGCAGCAAGUAAACUGACCACUCCAACUGGUUAUCAUUUGCUCCAACCGGCCGACAGGACUUUCUUUGCUCAAACACUUCCUCCUCCAUACUGGCCGACACAGCCAACAUACUUCGAGACCUAUUACGAGCACAAAGACUCG